Bursaphelenchus okinawaensis is the source of this 1873-nucleotide messenger RNA. The record is from the annotation of a GenBank genome assembly. Lineage: Eukaryota; Metazoa; Nematoda; Chromadorea; Rhabditida; Aphelenchoididae.
AUGAACAGGCUUUUGUGGCUACUACCAGUGGUAUGUUUGGUACAGGCACAGAGUACCACUAAAGCAUCAGGAAAAUGCCGAGACAAAGUUGAAAACCUGAUAAAAGCACGGUCAGACUUCAAAAGUAAGUUAUUCCAACAAGUUUUAACAUUUUCAAAUUCAAAAAUAUUUUUUGAAUUUAAAAAAAAAUAAAAAAACUUUUCAACAUAACAUUGUUUAUCAAAUACUAUGACUAAUAUGAUCAAAAAUACGUUUCUACUUUUCAAAAACAAUAACUGUAGUGACCUUUACCAUGGGAAGACGAUGUAACACUAGUGAUGACAUUUACCUUCCGGUUGGUCUGAACAUACGACAGGGUAGUAAACAGAUCAAACCGGGAUUAUUAAACUUUCCCAAUGUGGGUGUAAUAAUGAAAAAGGAUCCUGUUUAUGAUUUGAAGCUCGCUUUUUCUUUCAAACUUCAAUUUAUAGUGAUAUUGCUCUAUGGUAAUAUUAAAGUGCUUAGACAUUACAAAACCUUAAUUUAAUCUUUAGAUAUUUAAGUUUUGCUAAUUCUAUGAAAUUCUUGACCAAAAUACUUGUAUUUAUGUUAUAACUUUCAGAACCAAAACCAGCAAUAAUCAAAUCCUUCAGUGGUACCAUCUACAACCAUGAUGGUACUCCUUCGUGUGCCUACGGCAAGCCUACAGUGCCUAUGCCAGGAUGGGUAACAUUAUUAGAAGGAGAAAUGCACGUCCCCAAGCACUAUGAUCUCUUGAAGACCGGUAUGAUGCGACUGACAGUGAGAGGAAACGGCUUCGACGACGCUUUAUGUUUGAAUGGAGAGAGCCAGUAUCUCGCUUUGCCUAGUAGCUUUUGGUAUGUUGCUACAAACUUUUACUUUUGGCGUAUUUUAAUCUUUUUGAGUAUGGAGAGAAUGCAUAUUAUGUAAAACCAUUCCUUCCAUAUAUGAUAAUUAUUAUACAAUUAUAUGUUAAUGUUGUUUUAGUAAGCUGAAACUAUGUGAUUUUAUUGGAGAAGACAUCUGUAAAGUGUUCGAAGAGCCAGGAGUACACACGAUCAAGGAGUUGGAGGAGAAGAUUGGCUUCAAUUCGACUUUGGAGCUGCCCGAACCUCCGUCGCUUCUGGGAAUCUCGUUGUUAGACGUCUUUUCGGUAAGUUCAACAACAUAAUUGACAACAAGUCACAGUAACCUUGCCAAACACAAAAUAAAAGUACAAUAUCUUGAAGCGGGUAAAUAGUUCUUCUCAAGAGUAGGUUCAUACAAAAAUCCACGUAAAUAUAUUUCUAACCUUAGAACUAAAAUAAUUUGGCCAUUCUGACGCAAUUCUAGAAUCAUCAUAAGGAAAUGAUUCUUUAAUCGGAAGUUAGCAGAAUUUCCUCGAAAGCUCUGACCAAAACAUUGAAAGCAAAGUUUUAAAAUUGUUAAUUUUAGAAAAGUUGUUAUCAGCCAGACAGGCUCAGCUUCCUUUUACGGUAGUUAACGCAUUAAGUCUUUAAUUAUUAACCUUGCUAUGCCAAAUGACAGUACGAAGCAGCUGGGUAUAAAGAACCAGGAACCUCAUUCAGCUUCAUCGGCAUUCUGUGCCAGAAUCAGGCGAUUUCGUUGCGAAAAAAUAUAUUAAUAUUUUUUUCAGAAAACGUAGACUAUAAGUUUCACAUUGUAACUAUUCACUUAUCUUUUGGGCAAAAACUUUUAAAUUUAUCAGUAAAAGUUAAAAAAAAGUACCUAAAAUAAUAUUUAGGGCGAGUUUGCGUUCGGAUUCCAAAUAGAAUCAGACGGCGAAGUUAUUCUGGACGUAAACAUCCCUACAAACAACAAAUGGCUCCAAAUUGGAGUGUCAGAAGGUACCAAAGAAGACGACGACGACUAA